Molecule: messenger RNA, 1029 nt
Organism: Penicillium griseofulvum
Lineage: Eukaryota; Fungi; Ascomycota; Eurotiomycetes; Eurotiales; Aspergillaceae
Product: ankyrin repeat domain-containing protein
Exons: 1
Coding region: 1-1029 (342 amino acids)
Molecular function (GO): protein binding
Source: RefSeq, a predicted model, not a curated record
AUGGCUGAAAAAUCGAAUAAAACAUCCCAAAUCACUGAAACCAUUAUUGUUGCGGCGGCUCAUGGCCGACUUGAUCUUGUCACGGCGCUCUUAGAGGCCGGGACAGAUCCGAAUACCGUGGACGAGGUCGGAACUUCGGCUCUUCAUAAUGCCGCAAAAGAGGGUUAUUGGAAUAUCGCCCGCCUCCUUCUCGAAAACAAUGCAUCACCUCGGAUCGAGGAUGGCAACCGCGCAACACCACUCCGCCUUGCUGUAAGGGGUGGUCACAAACAGAUUGUUCGCUUGUUCCUUGAGUGUGAUCCUCCUACAAACGAGAUAAAGGAGACCGAAACAUUUAGGCUCCUUCGCCUUGCUGCAGCCUUGGGCCAUACAGAAAUAGUCCAACUCUUUCUGGAUUGCAACACCCCCACCCUAGGCGCUAAUAAGGACGAAACGGCGCUACACCUGGCGGCUGCAAAAGGGCAUCAUGACAUCUGCGAUCUUCUUCUAAAGCACGACAAGGCUUUGAAUCGAUCAGUAUGGACCAGAUUGGUCGGACCCAGUCUGCAAGUCUACUCAAAAGAUUACGAUGGAAACACGCCUUUCGCGUGGGCAGUGAAAAAUGGUCACAGCCGGACUGUCGAAGUCUUUUUACGCCACUAUCCAGAACUGAGUAAGACUGCCGGUGCGGACAAAGAGCUCCAUUUCUAUAGGGCUAUCAGGACAGACAAGAUUGAGAUGGUACGGAUAUUUUUGAAUUAUGGCGCGGAUACUGAGAUGAAAGGUUAUCAAGGAGGUCGGGCACUUCAGAUAGCGAUCACCGCUGAGAAUAUGGGGUACGGCACUGUGACUACUGAGAUGAUCCAGCUUUUACUUGCACAUGGUGCUAUCGUUGAUUCAAAGGACGACUAUGGCCAUACCCCCGAGUUUUACUCAAAUAAUCCAAAGACCAGAAUGAUAUUGCGUAACCAUGCAGCUACGCACGCAAAGGUCGGUUCAGUGCCCAAAGCACCGGUGGCUUCGGCUCCGCCACCUGAAUACAAGGCAUGA